Hansenula ciferrii is the source of this 2106-nucleotide messenger RNA. RefSeq names its product Mfg1p (gene MFG1). Bases 1 to 2106 code for a protein of 701 amino acids. Gene Ontology annotation, cellular component: transcription regulator complex; nucleus. The transcript has a single exon. Gene Ontology annotation, biological process: negative regulation of transcription by RNA polymerase II; positive regulation of transcription by RNA polymerase II. The record is from RefSeq and is a predicted model, not a curated record. NCBI's taxonomy places the organism in Eukaryota, Fungi, Ascomycota, Saccharomycetes, Phaffomycetales, Wickerhamomycetaceae.
AUGUCAACAAAGAAGGCUCAAAAAAUCAACCCCAUGGCCAAAUCAAAUGGAUCACAGGCUUCUACACCUAAUGGAAGUGGUACAGUGAAUAUUGAGGAAAGUCAAAAUGCAGCCCCAAGUACCACUGGUGCUAAUCAAAAUCCUUUACAAAUAAAUCCUCAACAACAACAAAUAGCUAAUGGAAACAUACCAAUGAUGAAUAAUAUGAGCUUCAACCCAAAUUUUAAGAAUAAUGGUGCUGGGGUACCUGGAUCUAUUCCAAAUAACACUGGCUUUCAUCCACAACAAAUGGCAGCCUUUCAGGCUCAAGCGCAUUUUGCAAAUUUACAACAAGAUCCUAGUAGAAAUAAUCCACAAUAUCAACAAUAUUUGCAACAGUUACAACAACAAAAUCAGAUGUUCUUACAGAUGCAGCAAAAUCAACAGCAGCAACAACAGCAUCUACAACAUCAACAUUCAGUUCCUGGAUUUCAAGGCCAAAUACCUCAACAAGUCCCACCUCAAUUUCAACAACCUGGUCAAAACCAAAAUGCUAAUUCCCAACAUCCGGCACAAGCUUUCCCCCAUGCACAAUCUCAACAACCUACACCAUUGCAGCAGCAUCAACAACAACCUCAAGUACCAGGUCCACAAACAGCUCGUCCAGGCCAGAUACCAACUCCACAACAAACACAUCCAACGCAAACUCAACCCACACCACAACAACCACAAUCAGCUAGUGGGCCAGUACAUUCAAUUCCUACACCACAACAACAUCCUCAAGUACCUCCACAGCAACAAGAUCCUCAACAAAAUGCAGGCUCAAAACCUGAUCAACCUAAGUUAUCAAGAAUGCCUAGUGUAAGUCAACCAAACCAAAUACCUCAUCAACACCAAAUGAAUGCAAGUUCUUUGAUUAUGAAUCGCACUCCUCAAGCAGGUACUGCUAAUGCUCCUCAAGGAAACGUCCCUAAUGGCACUAGGGGUGCAGCUUUACCACAUGGUACCGCUCAAGGUGCAGCACAAGCAGCUCAAGCAGCCCAAUCUGGUAUGAAUAACAUUCAGAAUUCAAACCCUGCUGCUGCUCUGAAUCCAUCAAUGAUGAAUGUGAUUAACUUCAGAAGACAAAUGUCAAAUUUGGCCACAUUGAAAUUUCUUGAUUUUUGUGAGUUGAUUGGAGUAAGGACAGAUAGUAACAAAAAUAUUCUAUACUGGAGAAAAAUCAUUACUGAUUACUUCAGUGAAAUUGGUGUUUUGAGAUAUAGUGUCAAAUCAGGGGUAGACUCACGCCAAUUUGAAUUUAGUGUACCCAUCAUUCCAAGAUUUUUCUUCUCAAUCAUACAGAGUGGUGUCACAAGGAUGGAUAUUCAACCUGAUCUAUUAAGAACACAAGUCUUAGCAAAUGGUACAACAUAUUUAGAAAGCUCAAGAUGUUGUUUUACACAUUAUUAUUCUGAUGGUUCUUAUGUGAAUAUUCAUGGAAAUAUCAGAGGGAUCUUAAAUCAAAAUUUGAAGUUGGAUUACUUAGAUUUCCAAACCCAUGUCUUCAUACCUGGUGUUGAAUGGCCAUCACUUGAGAAAAUUUUGAGUGACGAACAAAAAGUGAAAGAUAUCUUCUUGAAUCAAGAGAACAAUAAGAAAGCUGAUAAUCCUGAAGCCAGAAGACUACAGCUUCUAACAAAAUUCAGAUCAAAUUAUAAAGUAUUCCACAGUAUGUCAAAUUUUGGUUUACAGGAAAGUGUUAUGAGAGUGAUGCAGGUAUCUGACGUUAUGGCUCAUUUGAAAAGUCUUAUGCUGUUUUCAAUCACUUCAGAAGACCCAACUGGUCCAUUAAAUUCUUUAGACGCAUUUGUCAAUCAAUCAAAGGACAAGCAAAGUGACGUUAAGGAAGAUUCCAACUCUACUGCCGCUAAGGAUCAGGAUAAAGAUUCACCUUUGAAUAUGGCCCAAUCUCCUCUAACAAAGUCUGGUAAAACUCCUUCAUUAGAUCUUUCACAAUCAACCUUAACAAAGAGAAGAAGAAAGUCUACAGUGGACAAUGGCUUGUCACCAAAAUCAACUGCUGAUAGUCCAAAAUCAACACCAACUGGUAAUCCAGGAAAGUCAAAUAAAAAAGCUAAACGUUAA